Molecule: messenger RNA, 718 nt
Organism: Malania oleifera
Lineage: Eukaryota; Viridiplantae; Streptophyta; Magnoliopsida; Santalales; Ximeniaceae
Exons: 5
Coding region: 1-480 (159 amino acids)
Source: RefSeq, a predicted model, not a curated record
AUGACGGCAACGACGAGCAAACGACGACGACCACCGGAGAAGACAAACACUGCGGAUGCCGAAAAACGGGACAGCCAAAGGCGACUAACGCCGGACAGAGUUCGAUCAGAUGCGGGUUCAGUUAAGGAGUGUAAUUUGUUCACCCCCUACGUGAGUCCUCCCGCAAGCCCUACGUCGGUUUCGUCUGUCAGGGUGGGGAGGAAGGGUGACGAAGCCAGAUGGGGGCUUCAGUCAGAGUUGGCGGGGGGUGGCCAGCGCACUGUCAGAGUGGGAGGAGCACCUUCGGCUUGGGGCGUUGUUCGGGUGCGGGUGUUCUGCUCGCGGGCGUUGUCUCUACAAAGAGCACUCUUUCAUAUAUCUGAUGGUGGACCCAAUUGCUUUGAGAUUGGCUCAGAAAUUAUGAGACUUUUUCAACCUUCUCAAUUGUAUAUUGGAACCAGCUUAAUAGGAGAGUUCCCUGCAUGCUACUAUAUACUUUAGACGGUAAGUUGAUAGAAUGGCAAUGAUGUAGGUAUGUACUCUGUUAGUAAUGCCCGUUUGAUGGAUUUUGAUUAUAUGUUUUCUAAGGCUUAGAAUUUACUAAUUCAUCAUGUUGUUUGAUAUAGUCAAUGACCAUUUGUUAUGUUGGUUUCUGUUUUAAAUUCCGUUUUCUGUUUAUAGUAAAAAUAACUUAUCAAAAGAUAUAUUUAUCAUGAAUUCAAGAAAGAUGUUAUUUUUA